CCUAAAUAAAUAAAUAUAGAAAACAAUAUAAUAAUUAAGAAUGGCCACUCCAAUAUCUACCAAAUGAUUUAUAUAUAUAGAUGUCCCCUCCCAAUUACUCUAAAUCAUUAUCAUAAUAAGAAGAAAGAGUUCGACACAUUGUUCUCUGACUCGAUCGAUUUAACAUCAUCAAAGAAAACAACAAAUAAAAACGUUUCUUACGUGGUUUUUAUAGAUUUCUUGUGAAUGUCUUCUGACCAAGGAAAUGGAUCGAACCUUUCAACGUCUCCGGAGGUAGAAGGGACUGAAACAAUCCCUCUUCGCCGGAGGUUGCAAAGAGGGCAAAGAGUGUUCGCUCCGAAGCUGCUGGAGGCUCUCCGUCGAUCACGGAUGAGCUCAGAAGCUCCGGCGAUCCAUCUUAGUCAGAGAUGGAGAGCCACGUCGUCGCAAAAGGUUUAUUCUUUGAAACUCUAUGACGCUCUUAGGCGAUCGAGGCGGAGCUCAACAGUCCGAGACACGGCCGACGAAGUGCUGGCGACGACGGCUCGUGGUGCAACCCGAUGGAGCCGAGCCAUAUUGGUGAGCCGAGUAGCGACCAGUCUGCACCGGCGGCAAAGGAAUACAAAACCGGCGUGGGCAUUGGCCGCGGCGGUAAGGGGAAGUGGUGGGAGGAGGAGGAAGUUGUCGGCAGUGGGAAAUAGGGUUAGGGUUUUGGGUGGGUUGGUGCCGGGUUGUCGGAGAACUGCUUUACCGGAGCUCUUGGAUGAGACAGUGGAUUACAUAGCGGCGUUGGAAAUGCAAGUCCGAGCCAUGACAGCUCUAUCGAAGAUUCUGUCCGAGUUUCAGCCGUCUGAUACGAUCGGCUCGGCUUUAUAGCCGAAGAUUAUAAGCCUUUGGUGUGUGCUAUUUUAAUUCUUGUUACGAUUUUCAUUUAUCAUCGGGAUCUAUUAUUAUUGUUUUUCAUGAUUUGUUUGUCCUCAAAAAAACAAAACAAAAUUGUCAAAAUCAUCACGAGUUGGACGAAAAUACUAUGUUUUUUUCUUCCUCUUCUUUUUUUUUUUUGAGGUGUCGUUUCACAUGUUUUGAGUUGUAAAUAUUUUUUUCUUAAAAAUUUAGGAUUCCUAUGAAUAAUUGAAUAUUAUAAGACU
This is a messenger RNA of Camelina sativa (false flax), 1127 nucleotides long. RefSeq names its product transcription factor bHLH150-like. Gene Ontology annotation, molecular function: protein dimerization activity. Lineage: Eukaryota; Viridiplantae; Streptophyta; Magnoliopsida; Brassicales; Brassicaceae. The record is from RefSeq and is a predicted model, not a curated record. Gene Ontology annotation, biological process: regulation of DNA-templated transcription.